This is a messenger RNA of Cladophialophora psammophila CBS 110553, 1065 nucleotides long. RefSeq lists its product as uncharacterized. The coding region runs from base 1 to 1065 and encodes 354 amino acids. The record is from RefSeq and is a predicted model, not a curated record. Gene Ontology annotation, biological process: tRNA wobble uridine modification. Gene Ontology annotation, cellular component: elongator holoenzyme complex. NCBI's taxonomy places the organism in Eukaryota, Fungi, Ascomycota, Eurotiomycetes, Chaetothyriales, Herpotrichiellaceae. The transcript has 2 exons.
AUGCCUCCGGCAAUCCCCCCUCCGCUGGCAAAAUACAUCCACUCCUCCCUCUCCUCUCCGUGCCCGCACAGCCAAACCCUCAUCACCUCCGUCCUCAGCACGCCUUCGCCCUGGCUGGUCCUCCGGUUCAUCUACGCAGCACUGUACGGCGUCGAGGACGGCGCCGGGGGGGAUGGCAGAGAUGCGGGCAGCAGACGCGAGAAGAUGACAACGAUGACGCCGCCGCCGGCGGUUGUCUUUGCGAGUUUCCUUCGUCCUUUGGCUCUGUGGGUUGAGAUGGGGAAGAAGAUGGGUCUGGAUAUCCCUUCUUUGCUACGGAGCAGGAAAAUCAUCUAUGUUGAUGGGCUCACUUACAGCUCACCGCCUCCUGUAUCGGUGCUAGGAGGAGGCGGCGGCGGCGGCGGCGGAGGAGGAGGAAAAGGAGACCCGGCUCUCCCAACGACGAGGCUCAAGUCACUGGCUUUGAAUGAUGUACAGGACGUUUUGAACUCAGCAUUGAAGAACGUCUCUACAACCACGUCUACCUCAGCGUCGAUAUCGAGUCCACCAUCAGGCACCGCAACGCCACGAAUGCCCACGGUACGGACCUCCUCCGCUCAAAGCCCCGGAGCUGCAAAGCCUUUCAUUCUUCUUGACGGCAUCGACUUUCUCGUCGCCUGCCAGCCUUUCCUCUCAACGAUAUCUGUACAAGCAUUUCUGUCCUCCCUCCGAAUUCAAUCUGACGCUCUGGUGCUUGCCUGCAAUGCCGACACUCCGUUGCUACACAUUGCGACGUCUGCCAGUGAAGAAGGGACGCUGUUGGAACGUAACCAUGCACAUCUGGUGACUGCCAUGGCUCAUCAGAGCCGAUGGGUUUUGCAACUCAGAGGAUUGGACACGGGCAGUGCGAAGGAUGUGUCUGGCGUGAUAAGGGCGAGCAAGGGUGGUGGUUACGAAGGCAGCGAAGAUGAGUUUAACGAGUCGAGCUACUUGAGGGCUGGAAAUGUUGAUGAACUGGAUGAUGCCGAGUGGCUCUAUCAACUCAAAGGAGACGGGUCUGCUAGGGUUUGGGGUCGUGGUGAAUGA